Cricetulus griseus (Chinese hamster) is the source of this 1826-nucleotide messenger RNA. The record is from RefSeq and is a predicted model, not a curated record. Lineage: Eukaryota; Metazoa; Chordata; Mammalia; Rodentia; Cricetidae.
UGACUCACAGUGUUAUGAUGCAGUUCCACAACACACAGCCACAUUUACCCACAGACCGAGGUACAGAACAAGAGGCAACCUCUGGCCCCCAGCAGCUGCCCAGCCUGCAGUCCCAGUCCUCAAACCCCCAACUACCCAUCCCCAAUCCUAUCCCCUUCCUAAUUGAAGGAGCGGAGAGAGAAGAGAGAAGAGUGAGCAGAGAGAUUGAGAGAGCUAGACGGAGAUCUCUGGAGCAGACCUCAAGGUGAUUUUCAUUUCUAUCUGGUUCUCGUCUGGGGGGGCCCUGGCCGGGCAGCCCCCCCACCCUUCUACUGUCCUGAAACACGGCUCUAGCCAACCUGCUCCGCUGCUUUACCUGCGACCGUCUCUGUGGGGGCUGCACGGCACCAGCCCCUCCAGCCCGCCAGGGCAUCGUCCUCCAGCCCGUCAUGCCCAGCUGUGAUCCUGGCCCGGCCCCUGCCUGUCUACCCACCAAGACUUUCCGCAGCUAUCUGCCCCGCUGCCACCGCACUUACAGUUGUGUCCACUGUCGAGCACACUUGGCCAAACACGAUGAGCUUAUUUCCAAGUCCUUCCAAGGGAGUCAUGGCCGGGCCUACCUGUUUAACUCCGUGGUCAACGUGGGUUGUGGGCCAGCUGAACAACGCCUCCUGCUCACAGGACUCCACUCGGUAGCUGACAUUUUCUGUGAAAGCUGCAAGACCACACUGGGCUGGAAAUACGUAAGUAUUCGAAGAGGGCCACUUCCCAGACAGUCCCCGUGGCUCUCCAAACCCAGUGUCUACACACCAAGCCUUUGCAUGGUCCCUAGAAGAAGCUUGGAACUGGGUCUGUCUAGGUGUGGGUAGAAGAGCCUAGAGGGGAGACACUUUUUCCUAUGGUCAUACUUUACUCCUCACCAGGAACAAGCUUUUGAGACCAGCCAGAAAUACAAAGAAGGGAAGUACAUCAUUGAGAUGUCACACAUGGUGAAAGACAACGGCUGGGAUUGAGGGGCUCAGCAGGCUGUGACCCUCCUCCGCAUGCCCCACCUUCCUCACACCAGUCCCCUGGCCCUGUGCGCAGUCCACACCAGCAUGAGUACUGCCCACCCCUGAGGAAACCUGGCUCCAAACGACCACCGCCUCCCUUCCCCCACCAUAGCAGUACCAGGUCCCUUUGGAACAGGAGCCUUCGAUAUCCCAGGGGUGGUUAAGGCUCAGGAGUGGGUAGCAGUCAGGGAAAUACAAAACUGAGGAGGGGAGAUGAUUGUGGCAGGGCAUGAACUCAGGAAGACAGGACUGUGAGUUACCAAACUGUGAUUGGCCUUUUCUGAAUGAACAGGACAAACAUUGGUGGUGGGGCCGGGCCACAGAAUAGCGAAGACUUAGGUUGGAGUGAAAUUUUGGUCUCAGAUAUCAGGGCCCCAGAGUCUGAGGGUAGUUUACCCAUCCCCAUUCUUGGUAAAAGGACUAGGGAUGGGGCCAAUAGAAGAAAAAACACAAACCCUAGACCCUGGGAAAUCAGCUACAGGGGUUUCCAUUUCACUCCACUGUUUACCUUGGCACUAAAGAGGCACUUUUAAGUAUCUAAUCUUUGCCAUUGGGUGGGGUGGGGAAAGCUGUUCCAAGAACAGCCCCCACCCCCAGCUGGCUGUUGCCAGAGAGAGCAGUCUUUAUGGGCAUUCCCAAAGGCUUAGCCACUGCUCCCUGGGACCCAGUCCUUUGGAGGCAGUGGAUCAUCGGCGCUGAGGGACCAGUCUUUCCAGUGACUGCCACCAGCGAAUGAAACUUUUGUAUGAUACAUAAAGUGUUUGGGUCUAUUUUUAAUAAAAAGGGGAAAAGCAA